UAUACAUACAAAAACAGCAAUGAAGACCCUGUUUGUGUUUGUCUUCAUGCUCUUCUGGAGCUCAGGAAAAUGCAGCCACCCUCACCCACUUGACCCUCUAACCCCUUCUGAGCUCAACCUAGUCCGAACCAUAGUCCUAAAAUCACACCCAACCUCAACCACCACCCACAAACUCACCUUCAACUACAUAGGCCUCGACGAGCCUGACAAGCCUUCCAUCCAAUCAUGGCUAUCACCCAACAAACCCCAUCAUCUUCCACCUCGCCGAGCCUCCGUCAUAGCCCGGUUCCAAAAACAGUCCCUGGAGAUCACUGUCGACCUCUCAACCCGCUCCAUCAUCUCCACCAAAACUCACAAGGACCCUCACGGCUUCCCUAUGCUCACCUUCGGGGAGCAGUUCAUGGCGUCUCAGCUUCCGUUCAGCUACGAACCGUUUAAGGAGUCGUUGAAGAAGAGGAGUCUCAACGUGUCUUAUGUUGUUUGUGCUGCUUUCACUAUUGGUUGGUUUGGAGAAGGGAAGAGCGAGAGGAAGGUGAAGGUGAAGUGCUAUUAUACGGAGGGGAGUGCUAAUUUGUAUGCGAGGCCGGUGGAGGGUGUGGCGGCGGUGGUUGACUUGGAUGAGAUGAAGAUUGUUGGGUACUCUGAUAGAGGUGUGAUUCCGGUGGCGAAAGCAGAGGGGACUGAGUAUCGAGCUUCGAAGAUGAAACCACCGUUCGGUCCCGAGCUUAAGGGUGUGGCUGUGAAGCAAGAUGAGGGACCUGGAUUCACCAUUGAUGGCCAUUCUGUGAGCUGGGCCAACUGGAAUUUCCAUUUGGGGUUCGACAUUGAGGUUGGUCCCAUAGUUUCUCUUGCAUCAAUUUAUGAUCUUGAAAAGCAAGAAUAUCGCCAGGUGCUAUAUAAAGGGUUCAUAUCAGAGGUGUUUGUGCCAUACCAAGACCCAACAGAGGAAUGGUAUUACACAACCUACUUUGAUUGUGGUGAAUAUGGCUUUGGACAAUCCAUGUCUUCAUUGCAACCUUUCAAAGAUUGUCCUGCCAAUGCUGCCUUCUUAGACGCAUACUAUGCUAGUUCAGAUGGAACCCCUGUAAAGAUAGUUAAUGCCUUCUGCAUAUUUGAGAGGCAUGCUGGCGAUAUCAUGUGGCGGCACACAGAAAUUGGAAUCCCAAAUCAAGUGAUAACUGAGGUCAGGUCAGAUGUAAGCCUAGUGGUGAGAGUGGUUUCAACUGUAGGCAACUAUGACUAUGUAAUUGAUUGGGAAUUUAAGCCCAGUGGUAGCAUCAAACUUGGGGUUGGGCUUACUGGAAUAUUAGGGAUUAAGGGAGGGACAGUUACCAACAGAGAUCAAAUCAAAGAAGACAUUUAUGGCACAUUGCUGGCAGAGAAUACCAUUGGUGUCUAUCAUGACCACUUCUUGACCUAUUAUCUUGACCUUGACAUUGAUGGUGAAGCCAAUUCCUUUGUCAAGACCAGUUUGAAAACUGAAAGAGUGAAAGAUCACACCUCACCUAGGAAAAGUUACUGGACAGUUGUAAGUGAAACUGCUAAGACAGAAGCUGAUGCCAGACUCAACCUGGGGUUGAAACCUUAUGAGCUACAAGUAGUAAAUGCUAAUAAGAAGACAAAGCUAGGGAAUAAAAUUGGGUACCGUUUGCUUCCAGGCUCAGUGGUGCAUCCACUUUUGCUUAAUGAUGAUUAUCCACAAAUCAGAGCUGCUUUCACUAAUUAUAAUGUAUGGGUCACACCUUACAACAAAUCUGAAAAAUGGGUUGGAGGAUUAUUUGUUGACCGUAGCCAAGGCGAUGAUACUUUAGCUGUUUGGAGCAUGAGGGAUAGGAAGAUUGAGAACGAGGAUAUAGUACUAUGGUACACGAUGGGAUUUCAUCAUGUUCCUUCCCAGGAAGAUUUUCCGGUUAUGCCAACCUUGAGUGGUGGGUUUGAGCUGAGGCCAACCAAUUUUUUCGAGAGCAACCCGGUCCUUAAAGCAAAAUCACCAAAGCUUGUGUACUGGCCUAAUUGCACUUCUCAACAUUAGCAAGGUAUGCAUUUGACUGAACCAACUCAACAAAAUUUGAAGGAUUAAUGUAAUUUAAGGUCAUUGCUGAAUUAGCAGGUAGGGUACCUUUGCACUGAUUGGAUUUUAUUUGAUGUUCUUUACAUACCCUUUUUCUCUUUCAACUUAAUCAAAUUGAAUUGAAUGAGGGCAUCCCUUUGUUUCA
Lotus japonicus is the source of this 2216-nucleotide messenger RNA. RefSeq names its product amine oxidase [copper-containing] alpha 2, peroxisomal-like. Gene Ontology annotation, biological process: amine metabolic process. Lineage: Eukaryota; Viridiplantae; Streptophyta; Magnoliopsida; Fabales; Fabaceae. Gene Ontology annotation, molecular function: copper ion binding; quinone binding; primary methylamine oxidase activity. The record is from RefSeq and is a predicted model, not a curated record.